GAACAGCGACGUGCGCCCCCCGGUGGUGAGAACACAACAACAGAAGAGAGAGGAACCGGACAGGAGUGGAGAUUCUCUGUUUAAGGGGAAGCCAGUGGAGUUGUUGCAGAGCGCGGGUGUUGUGAUGGGUGGUUUGUGAUAACAACACGUGCUGGUUCUGGAGGGAUGUGCUGGGGAGCCCAAAGAGGUGGAGUCAGUCCAGGAAGUGACAAGGUUGUGGACGAGAAGAGAAGAUUGCAAUGAAUAGAUGGGUGCAAUGACUGGUCGCAUUCUUGUCAGUGAUUGUUUUUAUUUUAUUUGUUUAUUCCCCUUUGCACAGACAUCACGCUGGUUUGUGCCACUCGGACAAAGAGAACUGAGUGGAGUUCUGUUUGUCAGGACCUUAGUUGGAUCUGCUGUGGACCAGGACGAGAACAGCUGCUUUAGUGGAGAUCUGGACAUCUGCAAUGGGGGACGCCUUUGGUUUGGUCUACUGUCUGGCUAAGGAGGAGGACUAUGAGCAGGUCAUGAAGAUCUGCACUUCAAAGGACUACAACGGACUGGACUACCUGCCUGCCUUCUUUCACCGCUGGCUGAAGGAACCUGGACGGAUCGUCCUCUUGGCUUGGAUGAAAGACAGAGUGGUGGCGCUGGAAUCUGCCUUGCUCGUGGAUGGGGGUCAGACGGUUGUGUUUCAGGGUCGCAGGGUGGUUUCUGACCUCAGAGGCAGUGGCAUCGCUGGCGUCCUCCACAGUCAUGUGACCUCCUACGUCCGCAGUCAGUACCCAGAAGUCUGUGCUGUCAGAAUGAGCCGAGGAGACCAUCCUUCAGAACGAAUCCUGUCUAAGUACAGACUUGUUGCUAAAGAGACAGGUGUUCUCGUCAUCAGAGCAUCUCUGGAGGAGAACCCGGACCAGGACAAGAUCUGUGGAAUGGAUCAGAUGGAUGUUAACGGGAACUAUCUACAUUCUGUCAGAGAAACCAGAAGAACCUCUAGAUCUGACCCAGAAUCUGCACCUGGACCCAAAUACAAAGAGCAGCAGAACCAGUUCCAUCCAGUAAACCCAGAAGUUUCAAACAAAAACGCUUCAACGAGGACCGAUUGAUCCACUUUACGCCCAGAAUCAGAACCAGGGGAUCUUUUAAUCUGGAAACUCCUCCGACAAACAUCAAGCGAAUCGAUAAGACACGAGGCCCCUGAGACCCGACGUUGGACCUGAGGCGAGACUUGCCAGGUGAGAAGGACCAGACACGUGGCCUACCUGCUCCAGCCGCGUCCC
Molecule: messenger RNA, 1259 nt
Organism: Nothobranchius furzeri (turquoise killifish)
Lineage: Eukaryota; Metazoa; Chordata; Actinopteri; Cyprinodontiformes; Nothobranchiidae
Source: RefSeq, a predicted model, not a curated record